Messenger RNA from Pelmatolapia mariae (spotted tilapia), 1948 nucleotides. It is a transcript of the gene loxa, whose product is annotated as lysyl oxidase a. Lineage: Eukaryota; Metazoa; Chordata; Actinopteri; Cichliformes; Cichlidae. The transcript is spliced from 7 exons. Gene Ontology annotation, molecular function: protein-lysine 6-oxidase activity; copper ion binding. The coding region runs from base 177 to 1409 and encodes 410 amino acids. The record is from RefSeq and is a predicted model, not a curated record. Gene Ontology annotation, biological process: peptidyl-lysine oxidation; collagen fibril organization.
GAGCGCAUCUGCUGCAGGAGGAGAGCGUUAUGAGUUUACACGGAUACACUGAAACUUAGCUUUUCCUCACUGCUCACGGAAUAUCCUUCAGACAUAAAUGAAGGAUAACUGAGUCAAAGACAACCUCGUUAUAACAGUCGCUUUGUCACCGUCGGUUUCCUUUAACCGUGUGCACAAUGGAAUUGCGCGUGUUUGGCACAUCGCUUUACGCAUACUCCUGGGUCUAUUUAUUUGUUUUCAUCCUGCAGGCUGCUCAGUCUCAAAGGAAUCCGGGAACACAGCAAGGGAAUGACCAAAGAGGGGCCCUCCGGCAGACGCUACAGUGGUCACACAACGGCAAGAUAUUUAGCAUUCUAAGCCAAGGGUCUGAGUAUCAGCCGGCCAGACGCAGGGGCGCAACGCAGGAGCAAGUGCAGGAGCGACCUGUCACAAUCAUCCGGGAUGCGGACACCCAGAGACAACCGGUGGCCCAGCAGCAGCCUCCCCGGCCGGCCUCCAACCCGCAGGGCCAGCGCAGCCUCCCGCUGCCGAUCCAGAGGCUCGUGAGAGGCCAGGAGCACCGCCAGCAUCACCAAGCGCGUCCCGGUGGGACAGGGACGCAGAGGAGCCGGAGAGUAAAUGAUACCCAAGAGCAGGUCGAUGUCAGGAGAGAAGACAUGAUGGUGGGAGACGAUCCAUACGAUCCCUACAAGUCAAUUGACACCGAUAAUCCAUAUUACAAUUACUAUGACGUUUACGAGAGACCGAGGGAGAGAUCGAGACCCGGAUAUGGCACAAGGUAUCAUCAGUACGGUCUCCCUGAUCUGGUUCCUGACCCAUACUACAUCCAAGCCUCGGCCUACGUCCAGAGAGUCCCGAUGUACAACCUGAGAUGUGCGGCUGAAGAAAAUUGUUUGUCAAGUUCCGCCUACAGAGCACGAGACUACGAUAGCCGCAUGCUGCUGAGGUUUCCUCAGAAAGUCAAGAACCAGGGCACCGCAGACUUCCUCCCCAACAGGCCACGUUACUCCUGGGAGUGGCACAGCUGUCACCAGCACUACCACAGCAUGGAUGAGUUCAGCCACUACGAUCUGCUGGAUGCCACUACUCAACGGUCAGUGGCAGAGGGCCACAAGGCCAGCUUCUGCUUGGAGGACACUUCCUGUGACUAUGGAUACUACAGGCGAUAUGCCUGCACCUCACAUACUCAGGGCCUGAGCCCGGGAUGUUAUGAUACCUACAACGCAGACAUCGACUGCCAGUGGAUUGACAUCACAGAUGUGAAACCUGGCAACUAUGUCCUGAAGAUCAGUGUAAAUCCUUACUACCAGGUUCCAGAAUCGGACUACAGCAACAAUAUUGUGCGCUGUGAUGUCCGCUACACGGGCAACUAUGCCUACGUGUCAGGUUGUCACAUGUCAACAUAUUAAAGAACGACAGUCAUCCACAGCGGCUCAGCGGACACACUGUGUAAAUGACAAAGAAGAGGACUGCACAUGAAGGCAUAUAAAGCAACAUAGAAAAACAGUUUUUUUUUGUUUUCUUAAGACAUGCAUUCACUUUAAAAUGUAAUCACUCCCAGUUUAGGAAAGAACAAGUAGGAAUCAUCUGAUUAUUAUAGCAGCAGAUAAAGUUGAAUUUUUCUUUGCUUGUGUGGGAAGAGAAAUCUUUGUUUUUUCUCCUUAAUGAAAAUCAUAUAACCUCAGCUUUGUUUUUUUGCUUUUUUUUUUUUGGAGGGGGGGGGGGUAUUUUUCAUAGCUCACUUCUGUUGGAUUGUACUGUAUGCUUGCCUUUUACUGCCACUUGUUAGAAGAAAUAAAAUCCAUAAAAACAUGAGCCUAAAAGAGAAAAAUUGCAGCAUAAAUCAUGUAUAUCACAAUGUUAUAUUGAACCCAGUUGUUUAAAGGAAAAUAUAUUUAUAUGCAACAGAUGAAACUCUCUUUACGCAAGAGCUUUUGUUGAAACUUAC